Molecule: messenger RNA, 2682 nt
Organism: Ceutorhynchus assimilis (cabbage seed weevil)
Lineage: Eukaryota; Metazoa; Arthropoda; Insecta; Coleoptera; Curculionidae
Source: the annotation of a GenBank genome assembly
CAAACACAAGGAAGAGGGAACACAAAACACUAGUCACGAACCGGCUCGGCAACACAACAGAGUGGGGCAAGACCAUUUAAAUGAUGGCCUGUGUAGAGAAAAUGGCCAGCAGCCAUAGUCAUGCCACGUUUUUCCUAAGUUUUUCAAUUUUCUUGUGGUUUUCCCUGCAUAUUGUUCAUGUAUCUGCUACAGAACCCACCGUUCCUUGGUACGAAAAUUUACCGGCCGUUGCUAUGGACUACAAAGUGCAUAUAGACCCUGGCAAAGAGGACUGUUACUUUCAAUAUGUUAACCCAGGGGCUACUUUUUAUGUUAGUUUUCAGGUAGUUCGAGGAGGCGAUGGUAUGGCCGGCUUUGCAGUAAGAAAUCCAAAAGGCGACAUUGUUCAUCCAUACCAAUGGAAGCCCAACAGCGAAUACCAGGAACAAUCUUCUGUUGGGGGCUACUACUCAGUUUGCAUUGAUAACCAAUUCUCAAGAUUUGCUGGCAAACUAGUAAACAUCUACUUGACUGUUGUUAGAUAUGAUAUGUGGGAACAGUAUACAAAAGAUGUGGAGGAACUUAAUAUGAAUAUGGAAAAUUUCACUACCACCAUCAUGGGCGUAGAACGCAACAUCAACGAAAUGCGACAAUACCAACACCAUACCAGAGGGCGAGAAGCUUGGGAUAUGAGCCUUUUAACUGCCAACAACACGUAUGUGGUACGCUGGUCACUCAUUCAAAUUGUAGUAAUUGCAAUCACUACUAUAGUGCAGGUAUACUUUCUCAGAAAAUUAUUUGAAACUAAGACUGGCACCGGAUUUAGUAAGUCAAGGAUUUAAUCUAUUUUCCAGAGUAAAAUGCCAUUGAAAAUUGUUUUAUUUGUUUCCAAAAUAUGAUUUAAGGAAGCUAUAUGACAUCAAACCAAAAUGAAACCCAAUUUUUAAUGAUACGGAAAGAAUUAUAUAGAUUUUAAAAUAAUUUGAUACUUGGUGAUUCUCAGAGGCUUACCUACCAAGGUUUCUGUGAGGCUUUCUGGAAUGAAUACAUGCAUUAUUAAAUUAUUCUUUGUUGCAACCAUGGUUUAUCAGGGACUGCAGAGCAUGCUAAUAUUAUUAUUAAUAUUCAAAUUGGUUGUAAAAUCAAUAAAGGAUGAAGGGUUAACAAUUUAAAAAAACUCGAUUGUAUUUAAGGUUUUUAUCGUUUUUCUUGAGAUCUUCCUCCCUUCUGCAAGAAUUAGGUAGUUCUCCAAUGGACGGCCCUAGAAGUACAUAUAAAAAGUACAUCAGAGUCGAGGUAAUUGUUGUUCAAAGUACAUACAUAUUAACUUGAGAAUAAAGAGUGCAAAAAUGCUGUAGUUUUUGACUGCAUUUUUUGGAUUGUCACAGUUGCCUUUUCCUCAUAUGUUUUUAACUUUAUAAAGUCAUUACCGAGUGGUUUGUAUCAAUGAGUUGUCACAUUAUGUCUACCGUAAAUAGAACAUGAAAAAAAUUAAGAUGUCUAAAUGAGGUAACUAAACUAGGAAAUAUGUGAUGGAUGCUAGGACAAGUUGGACCUGUAGUACAAGCUUAGGAAUACCUCAGGUAGGCAUCAAAUAGUGGAUGCUGAGGUCAUUGCAAAAUUAGAAAAUGAAAGCGGAGAGAGUGACAACAAAGAAGCCAUUGCAAAAUUAGAAGAUGAAAGAGAUGAGAGCAAAAUAUCUUUAUGAGGGGCAUCCCUGAGUAAUCAGGACGAAAUUUCAGGCAUUAUUUUUCAGAUAAGUGGAUAGACUCAUAAGGUCACUCGCUCAGAGGACCCACUUGAUCGGAAUAAAUCAUGUCUAUUUUACUUUAGCUGAACCCACUGUAUAGUUUUUAGGCGGGCCAUACACAGACACUAGUGUGACUGAAGAUAGUAAGAAGCGGGAAACGAACAGUAACAGAAAUACUUUUAUUAAAGGCUCUGUAGAAAGAUGGUUAAUUUAAAAAUGAAAAUGUUGUCUAGGUCAUUUUAGGUAUAUGUUUUAUCACUUCCUAGAUAAAUUUCACUUCAAAAAGCUACACUGAGAGUCACCUAGUUGAUACAAAUACUUUUAGAUCCAUAGCAAAUAUUGAUGAAAAAGUGUUGAUAUGUUCACUAAAAAACAAGACUGUCUCCUUAUUAUUUUUAGUCUAUUUACCUGCAUUUAAACUCCAUUUUGUGUUGAUUAUAUUUUUGGAAUUCAAUUGAAUCGAUUUCUGGUUUCUUAUUUAAACAAAAAUAUGUACAAAAUCAAAAAGUUCUUCCAACCUAAUCAUUUAAGCAUUUUUUUCUAAUUUUUCGCAUUCCCUGAAGUAUUAUAUAUAUGUCAAAAUAUUUAUUAGAUCAUAAACUAUUUAUGUUUAUUAAUUCUCUAAUAAUCUCUCUAAAACUGAACUGUGAUGAGUUGACGUUUUUUUUAUAGUAUGUAAAUUACCUUAUACAAUGUGCAAAGGUAAUGUAAAUUGUUUUAAUUUAUUUUUUCUUAUUUUUGAUCAAUUUGUUUUGCCCCAAAAUAGAUUGUUUUAGUUCUUAGUUGGUACGAUAAUUUGUUUGUUUGGGUUAGUUAGUUUCACAAAUGAAUAUUUUCAUGGGUGGGAACAAAAACGAGAGCAAAUAUUUUUAUAUAAAUGUGUACAGAUAUAGAUAUAAAUGUUUUAUAUAUACAAAUCAUGUUACAAAUACUAUAAAAUAAAGUUUUACUAA